GGGAAAUCAGAAUAAGUUGGUGAUUGAUAAACCCUGGAAGGUAAAGAGAAUCUGCUCAUGGCUUCUGCUCUGGCCACUGCCUGUUCUUCCCAACUGCUCCCUCCUCGCAAAGGUCUCCCGUUUCUUGGUCCCACUGUUUCUCCUGCUUUUGUGUCUCUACCUGUCAGAGUCCGAGCGAGAAGGCCUCUUUUAGCUGCGGCGGCGGCAAAGAGUAAUUCCAAUCCUUCGCCGGCGACGACGAACAAGAACAGUAAAGAUAAAGCAGCCGAAGAAGAAGCCGUUGAAGAGGUGGAAGAGGAUCUACCAUGGAUUCAGGAGAAGGCCUUGGACCUGGUGGAGUUCACCGGCUCUGUCACACAGGCCAUUCCUGGCCCCAGAGUCGGCACCAGCUCUCUCCCUUGGAUUUUGGCUCUUCCUCUCGCCUAUGUCGGUCUUUCUUUUGUCAUUGCCGUUGUCAAGACCGUCAAAAAGUUCUCCUCGCCUCGACAUAAACGCAAGAAGCUGGUCAAUAAAAAUGCUAUGCUCUGCAAAUCAAUAGACGAAAUGUUUCAGAGUGGCUCUCACCAAAUCACGCCGGAUGCCCUCAAACAACUUGUGCAAAAGACAGGUUUUGGCAUGGAGGAGAUUUUGCGCAAGUACAUUCGUUAUACUUUGAAUGAAAAACCGUUCAACCCGGACAUGGUUUCCGGUUUAAUUCAGCUUAGGAAAGCUUCUUUGUUGGAUGAUUCUCAGGUGGCUGAAAUUCUAAAUGAGAUUUCUAGAAGAAUUGUGCGAGACAAAGGCCCAGUUGUAAUGGAUAUGGCAGGUUAUACUGAACGGGGUUUCAAGAGAAAAUUAGCCGUUCAAGCGCUAUUUGGAAAGGUGUUCUAUCUGUCGGAGCUCCCAGAGUUCUGUUCGAGGGAUAGUUCCUUAAUUGUCAAAGAAAUAUUUGGUGUUACAGAUGAGGAUGCAGACAGAUUACGGAUGCAUACAGCCUCUGAAGCUGGGGAUAUGGAAUCACUAGAAAAGAUGGUUGAUGAUUCAGAUUCAGACUAGGUCUUCUUGGUUAAAGGUGCAGCAACAUACUGAUGGAAUUCAGCUCAUAAAACAUUAGCCAUAUCAAAACGUAGUCUUUUUCCUUUGGUCUUUUCUCGGGAGCAUGUGGGCUUAAAUUUUUGUGGGAGCGUCUGUUUGAACACCGUCACAUAAAGUGUGCAUAGACUGUCUUUUUAACUAGAAAUUACUGGAUAUCUGUGGAAGUAUUAUAGCGUUUUUCUUUAGACGUAAUAUCCAAAUAAAUCAAUUUUCCAUUAA
Fragaria vesca subsp. vesca is the source of this 1293-nucleotide messenger RNA. RefSeq lists its product as uncharacterized. Gene Ontology annotation, cellular component: chloroplast thylakoid membrane; chloroplast envelope. Bases 58 to 1035 code for a protein of 325 amino acids. The transcript is spliced from 6 exons. NCBI's taxonomy places the organism in Eukaryota, Viridiplantae, Streptophyta, Magnoliopsida, Rosales, Rosaceae. The record is from RefSeq and is a predicted model, not a curated record.